Molecule: messenger RNA, 1363 nt
Organism: Suillus fuscotomentosus
Lineage: Eukaryota; Fungi; Basidiomycota; Agaricomycetes; Boletales; Suillaceae
Exons: 1
Coding region: 34-1233 (399 amino acids)
Source: RefSeq, a predicted model, not a curated record
UUGCGCUUCAAGCGAUUCAUUCAGCUUGCAGGCAUGGCCACUUCGCAAGUUACCUCCGUUCUACCCGUCAUGACAGAUAUGCAAUUACCACAAUCUUCAUCUGCUACACCUAGUGAAGAUAUAACAUCAAAUGGCACUUCCAUUUAUCCUCAAUCUCAUACACGGUCCCCUCCGAGUCCAUUGACUGCCACUUCGAAUAGCAACCAAACUACUAUAGGCAUGGGGCCGAUGUCUGGUUCUAUACAUAAUGGCGCAAAUUUGAUUCUAGAUCUCAUUAGGACUGAAAGACAACAGGUUUCCGAGGUCGGCCAGCGAGAGAUGGCACACAUUCAGCAACAACACAACGAGUAUCGUGCAUCGUAUUCGAAAGUGAUUCUGGAAGAAUCAAUCAAGCGACGUGAUGCUGAGGACAAAGUUGUGUACCUCUCAACCGAACUGGCCAGAUAUACCAAAGGGGCCACUGAAGUACAGAGUAUCGCUUUGCAAGCUAGAGCAGCCGCAACUGUGGCGCAUAAUACCGCUUCUGAAGCUGAAAAAGCAGCAGAUGAAGCUCGCAGCCACCUCAUGGCGGUCCAGGAUGCGCUUCAGCAAGUUGGAAUUACUGUUAGUCGAGAUGACUCUGUAGCAUCCAACACGCCGAAGAUAAUCUUGGGUACGCCAUGGCUCGAACUCAUCCCAUCCCAAAUCCAUAGCUCAGAUACACCACUCCCCGGUUCCUCCAGUGUCCCAGACAACAAGCCGGGUUCUUCCCCUUCCCAUACCCAGCACCUCGGCUCGCCAUCAAAAUUCAUCUCGUCUAUUAAAGAACACAUCAGUUAUCUCAGCGAUACAUUGACCGUCGCCCAAAACAGCUGCAAAGAUCUUGACUCCCAACGCAAUCAGCUCCAGAGCGACCUUCGUAUGCUGUGCCACGAUCGAAACGAGCUUGAAAGCUUAAAGAAGAAAACAGAAGACAACGCGGAGUUGCUUGGCCAGUGGAAAACUAAACUUGCAAAAUUGGAAAAUGAGAUACAAUGGUUGAAAGUAGAGCGAGAUGACGCGGUUAAGGCCGAAGCGGAGGCUGCUAUUGCAUGUGAAGAGAUGAGGAGCACCUCGGCAGCUAGUGCAGUCGUUCCUCAAAUCGUAUAUUUACCUCCUGUUCUCAAACCGAAUCAUCCUACUAACAGAGGUUUCUACCAGCACGUUCGACCAGCUCUUACAAGAUCAACAACGUCAAGCCGAGGCGAACGCUGAGAAGGUUCGGAUAACACUGGAGGACUCUAUUGAAACCAAAUCCGUGCAAAUCCGUGACCUACAGAACCGGCUCAUACAGCUUACGGCCACUGUAAAUGAAUGGGAGGGUAAAUACGAUGCAGUAACUGAG